GCCCCGCCCCCGCCCCCGCCCCUCCCCGCCCACCGGCCUCGCAGUCACCGCGGACGCCAAUCUUGUGCAUGGAGUCGCCAUUUUGCUCCUAGAGAGGCCGCCAGGAGACCCGGCGCUUUCUUCCUUCUGCAGCUGAGGCUGCGGCGGGGCCGGGGCUGGGGUCGGGGCCAGUGGGUCUCAGUCUGUCCCCCAGGCUGGAGUGCAGUGGUGUGAACAUAGCUGUCUGCAGCUUUGUCCUCCAGGGCUCAAGUCAUACUCCCACUUCAGCCUCCCAAGAGGAAUUUUGUUGUCAGAGAAUAAAAGGAGGUUGUCCAUAAUUGACUUUAAGCAGCAAUCAGUAAAACAUUGAGCUCUUCAGCUCCGCCUUUCUUGCUCUGAAAAUUGGAAAACCAAGAAGGUUUUGAUGUUUUGUGUGACGCCACCUGAAUUAGAAACCAAGAUGAACAUAACCAAAGGUGGUCUGGUGUUGUUUUCAGCAAACUCGAAUUCAUCAUGUAUGGAGCUCUCAAAGAAAAUUGCAGAGCGGCUAGGGGUGGAGAUGGGCAAAGUGCAGGUUUACCAGGAACCUAACAGAGAAACGAGAGUACAAAUUCAAGAGUCUGUGAGGGGAAAAGAUGUUUUCAUCAUCCAAACCGUUUCGAAGGACGUGAACACUACCAUCAUGGAGCUCCUGAUCAUGGUGUAUGCAUGUAAGACCUCUUGUGCCAAGAGCAUCAUCGGCGUGAUACCCUACUUUCCUUACAGCAAGCAGUGCAAGAUGAGAAAAAGAGGCUCCAUUGUCUCUAAAUUGCUGGCUUCCAUGAUGUGCAAAGCUGGUCUAACUCAUCUUAUUACUAUGGAUUUACACCAGAAGGAAAUUCAGGGCUUCUUCAAUAUUCCUGUUGACAAUUUAAGAGCAUCUCCCUUCUUAUUACAGUAUAUUCAAGAAGAGAUCCCAGAUUACAGGAAUGCAGUAAUUGUGGCCAAGUCUCCAGCCUCGGCGAAGAGGGCACAGUCUUUUGCUGAGCGCUUGCGCCUGGGAAUUGCAGUGAUUCAUGGAGAGGCGCAGGAUGCCGAGUCGGACUUGGUGGAUGGACGGCAUUCCCCACCCAUGGUCAGAAGUGUGGCUGCCAUCCACCCCAGCCUGGAGAUCCCCAUGCUGAUUCCUAAAGAAAAGCCCCCAAUCACGGUUGUGGGUGAUGUUGGAGGAAGAAUUGCCAUCAUCGUGGAUGACAUCAUUGAUGAUGUUGACAGCUUUCUUGCUGCAGCAGAGACCCUGAAGGAAAGAGGUGCAUAUAAGAUCUUUGUGAUGGCAACUCAUGGCUUGUUGUCUUCUGACGCCCCCCGGCUGAUUGAAGAGUCUGCCAUUGAUGAGGUGGUGGUCACCAAUACAAUUCCACAUGAAGUCCAGAAGCUCCAGUGCCCCAAGAUUAAAACUGUGGAUAUCAGCAUGAUCCUUUCAGAGGCGAUCCGUCGGAUCCACAAUGGGGAGUCCAUGUCCUACCUUUUCAGAAACAUAGGCUUAGAUGACUGAGUUUUCCUUUAGGAAAACUCCCGAGGGCCAAACUGGAAACAUAAGAGUGACUGCUCGGUGGGAUAGAUUUCACAGGAACUGUCAUGCUUGUUCCUCCCUCUCCCCUGUAACCUCACUUCUUAUUGAUUCCUAAGAAGAUAGACCAACUUUUUAUGUCGGUUUGGGUGUUUGUGAGUUUGGGGAGCAAUUUUUAUAAAAGAAAAACUUUAUUCUCCUCUUUUGAAAAGGUAAGACCUUGUUUUAGUUUUAACUGUUUAAAAAAUAACACUUGGAAUAAGAUUUGUAAGCUCACAAAGCCUUUUUCCAAAGUUGCUUGAGCCAAGUGCUUAAAAAGUUAAUAAAAUAAAAUGAUCUGUAUGAUACCUGCAAUUGAAAAGCCGAAAAGAUUAUACUGUCAAGUCCAGUAAAUGACAUUUUUAGAGAUGCUUUUGUAGGCAAGCAUAUGGAAUAUGUGAUUGUAUUUAUUUUCUGCAGCUAAAAAAGGAAUAAAAACUCGUGUUUGUGUGUUUUUCUAAAACUUUGUGUUCUGGCAAUCGUUUUAUAACUGAAAUAAAAUGAAAGCUAAAUCUA
This is a messenger RNA of Gorilla gorilla gorilla (western lowland gorilla), 2083 nucleotides long. RefSeq names its product phosphoribosyl pyrophosphate synthetase associated protein 2 (gene PRPSAP2). Gene Ontology annotation, biological process: purine nucleotide biosynthetic process; 5-phosphoribose 1-diphosphate biosynthetic process. Bases 404 to 1513 code for a protein of 369 amino acids. The record is from RefSeq and is a predicted model, not a curated record. Gene Ontology annotation, cellular component: ribose phosphate diphosphokinase complex; cytoplasm. Gene Ontology annotation, molecular function: ATP binding; magnesium ion binding; ribose phosphate diphosphokinase activity. NCBI's taxonomy places the organism in Eukaryota, Metazoa, Chordata, Mammalia, Primates, Hominidae. The transcript has 13 exons.